AUGGAGGAAGAAAAGGCUAGAGAGUAUCAAGAUUUAGUGAAAUUAUUUAGCAAGGUUGAAGUGAAUGUGUCAUUGCUAACCAUGAUCAAACAAAUUCCAAAAUAUGCUAAAUUCCUCAAGGAUCUUUGUGUGCACAAAAAGAAAUUGAAGGGAAAUGAAUUGAUAAGUAUGGGGAAGAAUGUCUCAGCAUUACUUCAGCCAGUUCCUCAGAAAUGUGAAGAUCUAGAAGUUUUCACAGUUCCUUGUGUUAUAGGAGAUUGUAUUUUUGAGGAUGCAAUGUUAGAUCUUGGAGCUUCGAUUAAUGUGAUGCCUAAGUCAGUUUUUCAGUCAUUAAGAAUUGGGUCUUUGCAACCUACAGGUGUGGUGAUUCACUUAGCUAACCGAAGUCAAGCACACCCAGCUGGAGUGAUAGAAGAUGUGUUGGUAAAAGUAAGGGAGUUAAUUUUUCCUACAGAUUUUUACGUCUUAGAUAUGGAGGGUGAUGUGCUUGCAAACAGGUCACCACUUAUUCUUGGGCGUCCAUGCUUGAAAACAGCUAGAACCAAGAUUGAUGUAUAUGCAAGAACUCUUUCCAUGGAAAUAGGAGACACAGUGGUUCAGUUUAGCAUUUUUGAGGCUAUGAAGCAUCCAAGAGAGGAUCAUUCUAUUCUUAGCUUAGACAUCUCAGAGGAGUUAGAUGGCAUGGAUUUCUUGUCAGAUAUUGAUGAAGAAGCGGAUAUUACUGAUGUUGAUCAAGGAGAAGAAUUUGUUUCAUUAUUGGAGGAUGUCGUAGAUAUGGGAGCAGAUGUCAGUUCAAAAUUAUGCGUAGGGGAUUCCUUAGGAGAAGCAUUACUCUUAGAAUCGCUCAGAGAAGAAGAAUUAUGCGUAGGGGAUUGCUUAGGAGAAACUCUACCCCUAGGAUCACCUUCUAUUGACCAGACACAUAAUGAGUUGAAGUCGUUAUCUCAGCAUUUGAAGAAUGCCUAUUUAGGAGAGAAUCAAUAG
Molecule: messenger RNA, 984 nt
Organism: Zingiber officinale
Lineage: Eukaryota; Viridiplantae; Streptophyta; Magnoliopsida; Zingiberales; Zingiberaceae
Exons: 1
Coding region: 1-984 (327 amino acids)
Source: RefSeq, a predicted model, not a curated record